UUAGUCCAUCAGAUUCAACACAUACCUAUAUAUCAUCAACUCUCUCCGUCUCUCUCUCUCUCUCUCUCUCUUUCUUCUUGUCCUUGUCCAUCGUUAACAAUUCAACACAUAUAUCUCAAUCUUUCUUGGUAACAAAUUAAAGUUCAAACACAUACAAAUUAAUAAUAUGUCAAGAAGUGCUAGUAAUAUGAAAAUACCGUGGAAAGUGGUAUCUUGUAUUGUUAUUGUCUUGUUCUCUUCAAGCUUUCAGAUAUGUAAGGCUCAGGAUUACGACCCCGACUCACCGCCUGCGGUGUCCGCUCCUCCACCAGAGCAACAAGACUGCAAUGGCAUCUUCUUGUCAUAUGCAUUUGAGUCACGAGAGAAGGAGUACCCGCUCUUGACCAACGCCACCGCGCAAGCGUGGAAGUUCAAGGCCACGGCCACCAUUGUCAACACAGGCGCAGACGAGGUCAAGGCGUGGAAGAUAUUUAUUGGGUUUCAGCAUAAAGAGAUUUUGGUGUCGGCCACCGGGGUGUCUGUCGUUGACGGAGAGGGUUUUCCGGCACAAGUCGGGAAUGGGACGUACCUUGUAGGGUACCCGAAUCCGGAUUUGAAAACGGCCAUUGAUACUGCCGGGGACUUUAGUCAGAUUCAGGUGGUCUCGGAGAUAACAGGGACGCAGUUCGGGGUGAAGCCACCGGGCAUCCCGAUGCCUAAGACGAUAAAGCUGGUCAAUGAGGGGUACAAAUGUCCGGCAGCUACGCGUCAAGAAAACCAGAUGAUGAUUUGUUGUAAGAAGGAUCCAAAAUUCAAGGCCAAAAUUACCAAAACAAAAUUCAUGCCUCGCCAGUAUGGUGAUCUCUCCUUCACCUACGAUAUACUCCAAGCCUUCGAAGGCAAUUAUCAAGCUCAAGUAACCAUCGACAACAACAACCCGAUUGGCCGUCUCGAUCAUUGGAACUUGACUUGGGAAUGGAUGAGAGGAGAGUUCAUUCAACAAAUGAGAGGAGCCUACACUCACAAGAAGGACGCUACUGAAUGCAUCUACGGUGCUGCUGGAAAGUACUACAAAGACUUGGAUUUUUCUUCCAUCAUGAACUGUCAAAAAAAACCCACCAUCUCUGACCUCCCUGCUGAGAGAAAAGAGGACGAAAAGGUUGGAAAGUUACCAUAUUGCUGCAGAAAUGGGAGUCUUCUACCAACAACCAUGAAUGCAACCAAGGCAAGGUCAAUUUUCCAAUUAUCAGUGUUCAAAAUGCCGCCUGACUUGAAUAGGACCGCCUUUAAUCCGCCCCAGAAUUGGAAGAUCUCCGGUAUCCUUAAUCCGGACUACAAAUGUAGCGCACCGCUCAGGGUAGACCCGACAGAAUUCCCAGACACAAGUGGGCUUCCAGCUACAAGUUCAGCUAUUGCAAGUUGGCAAGUCACUUGCAACAUUACCAAACCUAAGGCUAAACAAAACAAGUGUUGUGUGUCCUACUCAGCAUAUUAUGCAGAUGCUGUCAUCCCUUGCAACACCUGCGCUUGUGGCUGCGAAAAUACAAAGCGUUGCAACCCCAAUGCGCGUCCAAUGCCUCUCCCUGCAGAUGCUCUUCUUGUGCCUUUCGACAACCGGACAAUCAAAGCCAAAGCUUUUGCAGCAAUUAAGCACCUUCCCGUCCCUAAAAAAUUGCCCUGUCCUGACAACUGUGGGGUUAGCAUUAACUGGCAUCUUGACACUGAUUUCACAAGUGGAUGGACGGCUAAAAUCACACUCUUCAACUGGGAUUCAUUCCCAUUUGAGGACUGGUUCUUGGCGAUCCAAAUGAAAAAGACUUAUGCUGGUUUUGAAAAUGUCUACUCCUUCAGAGGUAAAAAGUUGCCUGAAGUCAACAACACCAUCUUCAUGGAAGGCUUGCCAGGGUUGAACUAUCUAGUGGGGAUUACAAAUGGGACUAAUCCAAGGGACCCGAAAGUCCCUGGAAAGCAGCAAUCAGUGAUUUCAUUCCUGAAAAAGAAUACACCAGGCAUCAAUGUACAAGCAGGAGAUGGUUUUCCUACAAAAUUGUUCUUCAAUGGGGAAGAAUGUUCACUUCCUACACAGUUUCCCAAGUUUCCCAAUUGGGGUCAUCGCCCUCGUGUUAAUCUCCUGCUAGCCAUUUUCGUCACAAGCAUCACCACCUUUCUGCUAACAAUGGAUCGCUCUCAUUAACAUACAAUGUAUUCGAGGUUUUCAAAUCAAUUCCUUUUCUCCUCCAUCUUAAUUGUAGGGUAUUAGUUUUUCUGAAAUUUUAUCUUGUAUUUUGGUUGGUUAGGUUAUGUUUCUGUCUCAUCAAUUUGAGGCAAUGUUCUGUCUCAAACUCAGUUGGCACAGCAAAUUAUAUCAGUGGUUAUCGCAUUGGAGUGCAUAAUCAGCACGUUGAAAUGCUAAUUUUAAAAAUGAAAAAGUGAUGUAGAUAUGUAAUUCUUUCAAUU
Messenger RNA from Cornus florida, 2436 nucleotides. Its product is annotated as COBRA-like protein 10. NCBI's taxonomy places the organism in Eukaryota, Viridiplantae, Streptophyta, Magnoliopsida, Cornales, Cornaceae. The coding region runs from base 167 to 2173 and encodes 668 amino acids. The record is from RefSeq and is a predicted model, not a curated record. Gene Ontology annotation, biological process: cellulose microfibril organization. The transcript has 2 exons. Gene Ontology annotation, cellular component: membrane.